AGUACGGACGGAAAUAAGAACACGGCUGAAAGUUAUCUGCGCCCCGAGGCGUUUCACUAUGUUGCGCAACUAGCGUGCGUGAACAGGGAUCUGACAACGGAACUGUGACAUUCAUAAGCGCCGUGGCAGUGUCAUCCUCUCCCAUGGAUCGGAUGGAUUAAGCGCCAAAACCGCCGCGAUCACAACUGUUGCGUGCAGUAUAGUGACAGCUGUUGCCGUGCGCGCCGAUGAGUUCCCAUCGCUCGCUGAGCUCCGCCAAGCGCGGUAUGGCGUGCGCGAGUAGUCAACAGGUGAAAUACAUAUACGAGCUGCCCUACGCUCAGCGGAACAAGCUGUGCAGACUGUUAGACGCCGGCGGACGCUGGAAGGAACUGGGUUUCAACUUUAUGCACAUGGACCAAAUAAGCAUGAGCCUUAUGGAACAAGCCAUCCUAAGAAAAGAAAGCCCAACCGACGAACUUUUGCACAAGUGGGGUGAAAAAAAUGGCACGGUGAAUCAGCUGUUUGUUUUUUUAUACAAAAUGAGGCACAUGCAGGCAAUGCUCAUAAUCGUGGACUUUGUAAGCCCAAAGUACCAUUACCUCCUGGAUAGAGAGGAAAAGACCCAGUUGGAUAGCGCACUUCUGAGCAGCGGCAGCAACCUGUACCUUCACUCAUCUCCGAUGCUCAAGGGCACUGCACCGCCACCUGAUUCAAUGAUGGGCGGCGCUGCUUAUAGCAAGAACUUUUACCCCGACGACUGCCACAUGAACAUGGACAAAGGGAACUCUCAAGCCAAGGUGAACAGCUCCAAGGUGAAGAUGGUGUACUCCGGACUGCCAGGGCAGGGUAGCAGAAGCCCUUUGCAAGUUCCUCAUGGCACAUUUCCUUCGGUCAGCAACAACUGCUAUGCCAAUGGGAAUAAUCUAUACCCCCAGCUUUCAAAGUUCCAACCACGUGAAGAACCGAAACCAGGCAGUCCAGAAGAAAAAGUGCAAAAUGUUGGCUCUGAAAAACCUCAAAGUGCAGAAGGAAAGUCCAACAGGCAAGGAGGGGCAUGCGCUGCCACAAAGGAACCAAUCGAACCGAAGACUGCUGUGAAUACAAUACCUUACGAGGAACUAAAGAAAGCCACGGAGGGCUUCAGUGAUAGCAAGAUUCUUGGGAAGGGAGGCUUUGGAACAGUAUACAAGGGUUGUUGGAAGGACACUGUAGUAGCUGUUAAAAGGUUACAUGUGAAAGAAAAAGAUGGCAACAUACUACAGCAGCAGAGCUUCAAGCAGGCACUGACCGAGAUGAAUGUGCUACAAAGCUGCCGCAUCGACAACAUUCUACCCCUCUAUGGCGUCUCUCAUGAUGGACCAGAACCCUGCAUUGUCUACCAGUUUAUGCCAAACGGCUCUCUUGAAGACAGGCUUCGUUGCAAGCACAAUACGCCAAGUCUAAACUGGACGCAACGAGCAACAGUUGCCAAGGGUGUCGCACGUGGUCUCUAUUUUCUCCACACUAAUCUAGUUGAUGGCAAGCCCCUCAUUCACGGUGAUAUAAAAAGUGCAAACAUUCUUCUUGACGCCAACUUGGAGCCGAAAAUAGGAGACUUUGGCUUGACUAGAUGUGGACCUGAAGCGGAUAAGUCCAUGGUAGUUGUGUCCCAUGUUCACGGCACCAGAUACUACCUUCCUCACGAGUACCUGAAGAGUAGGCAGCUUUCAACCAAGGUGGACAUCUACAGCUACGGAAUUGUACUUCUAGAGCUUGCGACCAGUAAGCAUGUUUAUGACAGGCGACGCAAGACCCGAACACUGAUUGAAACGGUCCAAGACUGUGCACAGAGCAACCAGCUGGACAGUCUAAGAGACACAAAUGCCGGUGACGAAAACCAAGUCAUAUUCAGUCUGCUCAUACAUCUGGGCCAGAAGUGCUCGAGCUAUGACAGGAAGGACAGGCCAGAGAUGGAACAGGUGCUUCAGCAGUUUAAGGAAAAUCCGAAUGAAGCAGUUCGAAGGCUUUCUCAGGGCACACUGAUGCCUCCCAGUCAACCUGGAAGUCCAUCCCCUUUCGACCUACAGAGGUGGUAUGAUAUUCGGCAGGGCCAGGCCACAAAGCCCACUUUCCUGACACCCGUCACUCCUCUGUCCACCACCCCAACCAAUGUAGCUGCAGCAAGCCCCAAGAUGUCACCCACAUUCCCACCGCGUGCUGUGCUGCCUUCGAUGUCUCCUCCUGCAGCUGUGGAAAAGGAAGUUGUCCCGGAAGCCUGUCCACCAGUGAUGACAGAGCCACCCAUGUCAUCGCCAGAGAACCAGUUGCCCAUAGUUUCUAUACUCGGUGUGACUCAGAGCCUAGCACAGCAAUCCAGCGAGAGCAGCGCCAGAGAUAGAGCAGGCAACUCAGUUGCCACCUCUGCAGCGGCACAGUUACACAGACCAAUGGUCAUUACCCACGACUUGACUGGCGGGGAGCUUGAAAUGCCUAACCUUGAUGAUUUAGAAUUCAGUAACUUGAGUCUUUUAGAUGAUGAUGACGAUGAGGAAGAUUACAACAGCCAGUACACCGGCAUUGAGAGCAAGAGUGAGACAGAUGUGUAAGUCGCCUCUAAGCGCUUCUACAGCUGUCAUCAGUCAUGUACAGUUUGAGCUGUGCAUAGCAAGUUUUCAUGCAUGAGAUCACAUGCACUGAAUGUGAAACAGUAAAUCUCCUUCCUAGGUGCAAGGAAUCUGUGAAAACUUGUCGUGGUGGUCUAGUGAAUAUGGUGCUUCAAUGCUGACACAAGAGUCGGGGGUUCGAAUCCUGGCCGGGGCAGUCACAUUUCAAUAAAGCCUGGUGUACCGAGUUUUAGGCGCACUCUCAAAAACCUCAAAUGGGUAAAAUUUUCAGAGACCUGCUAUGGCGUCCUUCAUGAUCGUAUUGUGGUUUCAGAAUGUUAAACCCCAACCAUUUUUAUUUCUAAGAACCCCUGCAAAAAUUUUAUGCGCAACCAAUUAUUCACUGUCCUUAAAUGGGCAAUAGUAUUGUUGAAGCACCCUGCAGAUAUUUCAUCCGGUGGAAUGGAAAUCUCUUAACAUGUUACUGUACCAACUUUGAAUAUUGUUCUGAAAUUUUCCUGUAGCAAUUAUUGCUAUUGUAAAUGUAGACGAUCACCAUGGUUGCGAUUUUGUUGCAAUGCCGCCUGCUUCAUUUUACGCCACUGGUGUUGCCUACCGUACACGGCCAGCGUAGUGAACUAAUAACGCAGGUGGAGAGUUGUUCAGUCCGCUCACAAACAAGGAUAAUUAGUAUUGAAAUUGGUAUUGCUGCAGAAAAGUGGCCCAUGCCUCUCUGUCUGUAGGGUACAAGUGUAAUAAAUCCAUGCAACAUUGUUUUUCCAUCAAAUACUGGGACCGAACCUACAAUAAAAAAAGGGCCUAAAGAAAAGACAAGGUCACCACUGGAACCUGCUUUAUCUUGCCAGAAGUCCACGUUAAUUUGAGAGCUCUGAAUAUAUGUGAAAAACUGCCUGCCAUCUGUUUUGCCUGCCAAAAAAUUGAUCUAGAAGGGAAUCUAAUACACGGGCACUUUCGUUCAUGCCGAGCUGGAUUAGGCUCGAUUUCAAUGAGUUGUUGCUACACGGUUAGCUUUAAUUGCAAUCAGGCCCUUAUAGAAUCAAGACGAUCACGAUUUGACAGACGUCAGUGCAAAGUGCAGUACAUUUUAGUUUGGACCAUGUAGCAGCAACCGUUAUUGAUCACGAUCAAUAAAUUUGAUCUGGAUCAACACUGGUCGCAAUCAAGUGCCCAGGGGACAUCCAUCUAACAUAAUAAGUAAAAGUGCAAUAUAUCAGUGCCUUUCAGCUGCUGUGAUAAAAGUUGACCAAUAAAAAGAUCUUGGUCAUGUCACAAAACAUUUUCUCGCAAAUGAAUUUGUUGAAUGUAAUAAAUAGCCUGCUCAUUUUUUUAUGCUUUGCUGUAUAGUCAUGUUCAGCAGAAGCAGCACCUUGUACAGAAUGUGAGAGUAUGUAUAAAGUUUCAAUUAUUGCGAAAAGAGAUGUAUAUGCAGCAAGGUGACGAACAGCAGAAGUAAUCUUGAUUGUCUUGUUUCGAAAACCAUGAUAAGACUGCACUAAUAUGUCGCAGUAAACCACAUCAAAGUAUUUUAUUCACAUGCUCAAAUCACAACCUGACUUGUUGCAUUUAUUUACUUCUGUGUGCCAUGAUCAAAAAUAAAGGCACAAGCAAAAGAUCUGCAUCCGUUUUUUACAUCUUCUGACAACACUUAUCUUUGGAUAUGCACACAAUUUAGCUUUCUCUCCACCUCUUACAAAACCAUGAUAAGACUGCACUAAUAUGUCGCAGUAAACCGCUUCAAAGUAUUUUAUUUACAGGCUCGAAUCACAGCCUGACUUGUUGCAUUUAUUUACUUAUGUGUGCCAUGAUCAAAAAUAAAGGUACAAACAAAA
Molecule: messenger RNA, 4414 nt
Organism: Rhipicephalus microplus (southern cattle tick)
Lineage: Eukaryota; Metazoa; Arthropoda; Arachnida; Ixodida; Ixodidae
Product: serine/threonine-protein kinase pelle
Biological process (GO): signal transduction; protein phosphorylation
Cellular component (GO): plasma membrane
Molecular function (GO): protein binding; ATP binding; protein kinase activity
Source: RefSeq, a predicted model, not a curated record